Messenger RNA from Symbiodinium natans, 750 nucleotides. Lineage: Eukaryota; Dinophyceae; Suessiales; Symbiodiniaceae. The record is from the annotation of a GenBank genome assembly.
AUGCGAGAAAGGUUGGCUGCAGACGAUGUCCUCCUCGGGCUGGUCACCGAGGCGGGAGAACCUGUUGGUGGCGCCGUCGUUUCCGGAAACGAAAUCCGGUACUUCGGCGUCACGCAAGCCUACAGGUCGGCGGGUGCGGCCAGGUUUCUGAACGAGGCGGUUGAGAAACUGCUCCUGGGGCUUGGCUUCGAGGAUUCCUGGCUCGGGUCCUACGGAGCCUACGAGGCCCUACGACUACGACAGGUGUCGCAGCGGCAGGCGGCUCGGCCCCUCGGCCUCUGCGAGGUCGAGAACGCGGUCGAGCGGCGGACCCGCAAUGCUGUUGGCUUGCGGCGGUUGGGGCCAUGGCUGCCCAAGGGCAGUGCUUGCGACUGCCUGCUGCACUGCGACAGACAGCAUGCCCCACCAGCGACGCGUCCAGCCGGAAGACGCGGCGGCGCGCAGGGCUGGCGGCGCUCUGUAGGACCGCAGUCGGACCAGGCUGGGGGCAUUGUCACCGCCAUGCUCCAGUGCAUCCAGGCAGCCGGGCGUGGAUCACCGGCAAAGCAUCUGACGUUCUGGGCAAGCAUGGGAUACCGUGGCGUCUUCAAUGACACCUGCCCAUGGUCCGUUAUGAAACGGAACUUGCUUGCGCAUCCCACUACGCCCACCCUGGCCAACUUCCAAUCGCUGGAGCUCCCAGGCAAUGAUGCUGCUGGUGCUGCCAUCUUCUGUAAUGGCACGGAGGAGACGUGGGGUCACUGGGCGUAG